This is a messenger RNA of Neurospora hispaniola, 195 nucleotides long. RefSeq lists its product as uncharacterized. The transcript has a single exon. The record is from RefSeq and is a predicted model, not a curated record. Lineage: Eukaryota; Fungi; Ascomycota; Sordariomycetes; Sordariales; Sordariaceae. The annotation marks the transcript as partial.
AUGGAUAGCACAUCUGUUUUGAAGGAUUUGGAGGAGGUUGCAUGGCAGUUUCGCACUGAUAAGCGUGCGACCGUGACACGGAAUUGGCAGUGGUUCUUCAGCUCUUGGGACUCGGGAUGGGACCGUGUUUCAUAUUGUUUUGGCGGCGUCUGCAGAGGGUUCGGCCGUCGAGCUUCGAUGUCAUGUCCCGUCCUG